Molecule: messenger RNA, 3030 nt
Organism: Nasonia vitripennis (jewel wasp)
Lineage: Eukaryota; Metazoa; Arthropoda; Insecta; Hymenoptera; Pteromalidae
Gene: Hrb87F
Product: heterogeneous nuclear ribonucleoprotein A1, A2/B1 homolog
Exons: 5
Coding region: 207-1322 (371 amino acids)
Molecular function (GO): RNA binding
Source: RefSeq, a predicted model, not a curated record
GUCCUGUGCUCUCCGACGGCGACGGUGCGGAAAUCGAUAGGCCGCCGCAGUUCAGUCGAGCAUCGCGUCUCCCGACUGACAGACUGCCAUCCGUUUGGAAGUAGUCUAUCGGCUUCUUCUCCGUUUCUCACCUCAACUCUCGCAGCAGAAAAGGCUUCGAGACGUCGCGGCGCUCCACAUCACGCCGAAGUGCAUCAUCCUCGAAGAUGGUGAAAAUGGAACACGACGAUGGUAAAAACGAGCCCGAGCACGUGCGAAAGCUCUUCAUUGGAGGGCUGGACUACCGCACCACCGACGACUCGCUGAAGAAGCAUUUCGAGCAAUGGGGCGACAUCGUCGAUGUCGUCGUCAUGAAGGACCCCAAGACCAAGCGUUCCAGGGGCUUCGGAUUCAUCACCUACUCCCGAGCUCACAUGGUCGACGAUGCCCAGAACGCUAGGCCACACCGAGUGGACGGACGCGUCGUUGAGCCCAAGCGCGCUGUGCCGAGGCAAGAGAUCGGCAGGCCCGAGGCUGGCGCUACCGUCAAGAAACUCUUCGUCGGCGGUCUCAAGGACGACCACGAGGAGGAUGAUCUCCGUGUGUACUUCCAGGGUUAUGGUAACAUCAACUCCGUCAGCAUCGUCACCGAUAAAGAUACCGGCAAGAAGCGAGGUUUUGGCUUUGUCGAGUUCGACGACUACGACCCCGUCGACAAGAUCUGCCUGCAGCGCAAUCACCAGAUCCGCGGCAAGCACGUUGAUGUCAAGAAGGCUCUUAGCCGUGCUGAGAUGGCCUCUGCAACCAGCGGUGGCGGUGGCGGUGGCGGCGGCGGCGGCGGCGGCAGCGGCGGCCGUGGAAGUGGCGGUGGUGGACAGUCUGGCGGACGUGGACCACGAGGUAGCAACCAGAGCGGUGGCUCUUGGGGCGGCCGAGGUGGCGGCGGCGGUGGAAAUGACUGGAACCAAGGUAGUAACCAGGGUGGAUACGGUGGAGGCAACCAGGGAGGUUGGGGCAACAACGGACCCUGGGAGAACCAGAACCAAGGCGGCGGUGCCUGGGGAGGCAGCCAAGGUGGCCAGGGAGGCUACAACAGUGGUGGCAACUGGAGCAACGAUAACUUUGGAGGAGGCUACCAACAGGGCUACGGCGGCGGCCCAGUCAGGAAUAACUUCAACUCCGGCGGUCGACCCGGUCCCUACAGUUCUGGCGGUGGAUCAGGCGGCGGCGGCGGUGGCGGUAGCGGCUACGGAGGUGGUGGCGGCGGUGGCUACGGCGGUGGCUCGAUGGGCGGAGGCGGCGGUGGUAUGGGCGGCGGCGGCGGCGGUGGAAGGAGAUACUAAGCUCACCAAAACUACACCCACCGACCGAACUCUCACCUACUCUCCCUCAAACGGUGAACCCCAUUCUACUUCUUGUCUUCUAAUCGCAUAGCAAUAUUGCGAUACUGUCUUAGUCUUGGAGCAGGCAGGGAUAAGCAGGCAUACAGGCUAGUACAAAAUGCGGGCUAGAAGGACAGGCCAAUGAAAGCGAUAAGAGAAAGAAAGAUACAGGAAAGUCUGAAAAGAAAGUAAUCAGAGAAAGGGACAGGCAGACAGAGAGAACGAAAAUAUCCGGCAGGCAGGACAAUCAGGAUACAGGAAUGCAGGAAGAGAAUGCUUGUGUAGUUCACAGUUUGACCGAGAGAAGGGGAGAUAUUUAUUUAAACGGAUGCAUAUUUUCGAAAACACCAUGAUGAGACAAAGAAAUAUGAAAUGCUAAAUUUGUCGCACAGCAUAGAAACCGUUUUUUCAACACAUUUUUCAUUGAUCUUUCUAGCUUUGUUUUUUUUUUUAACGCCGUAGAAAGAAAUUAAGCAGAAAUUUUCCUCAUUCGUUAACAGCUUUAUACAAUUUGCAUGAUUCUCUGUUGUGAUACGUGCGUGUUUAGUAAAAAGAAAGAAAUUAAUAAUGGCGCCGAUCUUAAUCCACGAUUAUUAUGUAAAAUGGCCUCCGAAUUCGUGCUAGUAGAAAAUUCAUUUAUUUAAAAAAAUCAAUCACUUUAUACUUGCGAAAGAUAUUCCUUUAGGAGUUUCUAGAUGUUUCGCCCUCUUGAUUUUAAAAGAGCUGAUCACGUGUAAUUUUAUGAGAAAGCCAAUCAAAUAAGAAACGUGUUUUAACGUCCACUUCGUAUAUGACCGAUGCGUCGAUUAUAACGAUUAAACCAAUCGACAUGUAAAUGGAUUAAAAUUGAUGAUAACUAACUGUAUAUUUUGUAAUGACCGACUAACCAUAAUGAGUUUUCCGCGAACAAUAUUGUCAUUUCUGAUAUAAGCGUGAAUAAAACGACGUAACUUGAUCGAGCAAAUCCUUUUUCUCGACUCAGACUUGCGGCGUGCUUAGCUAACUAUUAACAUUGUAAAAAAAUGAAAAGCUUAGGACCAAGAGGCCAAUCGUUUAUUUGUUUCCUCGUUCAAUUUUUUUUUUUUUUGAAAGACAGCCAAACGAUUAUUCAGCUCGUUUGUAGGAGAGUCAAGGAAACGAAAUACCCACGGUAGUUUUAAUAUACCAUGAAGAGGGAAAAGAAAUAGCGAGCAGGAAAAUACGAAACCAUAGCUCAGGUAAAUCAACAUAUGUUUAGCAUUUGUAGGUUACCUAUAGGCUAUGUUAUAUAUAAAUAUAUAUAAACACAAAAAAAAUGAAACAGUAAUUUUUAAGUUGUAAUUGUCUUAAGAAAGUUAGUUAAAUAAACUUGACCACGACCUUUUCCACAAUUAUUGAUUUAUUGUUCUUUUGUAUCUUAUAAAGUAGUCAAAAACAGCAUUUAGAUUUUGAGGUGAAUCUUCAGGCUUUUUCUUAAACUUUUGAUCCAUCAACUUGAUAUGGAUUGCACAUCAUAGGCCUAAAAUGAAAGGCAACCAUUAAAUAGCAGGAAGUUUAAUUACCACUAAUGUAAGGCAUUGUACACAAGAAUAAUUGUCAGCAUCUCUUCAAAGAUACACUUGGCAUUCACUCAUUUGUAACCUCAGUAUUAAAUGAAUUUGUACAUACAUAAAAAAAAAGUUUUAACAAA